CGAUGUUGCACAAGCCUUUGAUUCUCCGUCGUGGCUAGCAAGUCAGUUGCCGGUGGGUUCGGAAACGAGCCACUCUCGUUGCGUGUCCGGGUACCAGUCCCUUUUGAUUUCGCGAGCUUCUUCGAUGACAGCGUAAUCGCGUUUUGCAUUAAAGGAUCUGUCGAUGAUUCAAAAGGAUCUUUAUGUAUCGUGACGAAAUACAAAAAAGUGCAUCCAAUUGAUAACUGGACAGCGUGUGAUUUCAUAGAACCGAUUGAAGUGCAUAGACAAAAUGGAGGCUGCCAGUGGGACCACACCAGCAUCGGUUGCGUCAUUGGAACUAAAAACAAGAAGAGCUCAAUUUCAACCUCAAACCUCGACUGUUGCUACAAGACGGAGACAAGCAGUUUGCGUCCGGAGGGCUUUCAAAAAAUAUGGUCCCAAGAGCAAUCCAAACAUUAUUCUUGAUGGACUUAAUAUGACUGUACCAAAGGGUACAAUUUACGGGCUGCUGGGUGCUAGCGGUUGCGGAAAGACGACGUUGCUCUCUUGCAUUGUGGGACGAAGACGCUUAAAUUCGGGUGAAAUUUGGGUUUUGGGGGGUCGGCCUGGAUCGAAGGGAUCUGGUGUACCUGGACCACGAGUGGGUUACAUGCCGCAAGAAAUUGCCUUAUACGGAGAAUUCUCUAUACGAGAAACGUUUCUUUUCUUUGGGUGGUGCGCUGGUAUGACUACGAGCGAGAUUGAUGAAAGAUUGGAAUUUUUGUUGAAGUUAUUGCAAUUGCCGUCUGAGAAUCGAUUUGUCAAAAAUCUUUCGGGUGGUCAGCAGAGAAGAGUUUCAUUUGCUUCAGCUUUAUUGGCAGAUCCUGAAUUAUUGAUUCUCGACGAACCCACCGUGGGGGUUGAUCCUGUUCUUCGUCAGAGCAUCUGGGAUCAUUUGGUAAACAUAACCAAAGAUGGAAAUAAAACCAUCAUUAUCACUACGCAUUAUAUUGAAGAAACCAGACAGGCUGGUAUCAUUGGACUCAUGAGGAGUGGUAAAUUCCUUGCUGAGGAAUCGCCUACGAAAUUGAUGGCACUUCAUGGGUUGGACACGUUGGAGGAAGUUUUCUUGAAACUGAGUAAACGACAGAAUAUGGGACUUAGACGGAGAAGUAGUAUCCUCAGUAGUGUCACUGGAGUACCACCGGAAGUUGACAUCGACGACGAGAUGAGUGGAGAAUUUGGUGACAACGUUAGCAUCUCUAGCCGUAGAAGAAGCGUAGCUGUUACGGACGACGAGCAUGUGCCUGAGUUGCCACCCGAAGAGAAAGGCGGCAAUUCGACAUUCAAAAUGAUGGAUCCGCAACAUAUGAAAGCGUUGAUAUGGAAAAAUUUCUUGUGGAUGUGGAGAAACGUUGGCAUAAUGGCGUUCAUUAUCGGUUUACCAGUAGUGCAGAUCAUACUCUUCUGCUUGUCUAUUGGCAAAGAUCCUGUUGGAUUGAAAUUGGCGAUUGUUAAUAAUGAAUUAAAUAACAGCAUGGAACACUGCGUGCCUACCGUCGGUUGUGACACUUCGAGAUUAAGUUGUCGUUUUUUGAAACAUCUUGAAAAAAGGACUGUGGUGUUUUUGCCUUACGACACGGCGGAAGAAGCGAAAUAUGCUGUAACGAGAGGCUGGGCUUGGGGCGCCAUUAAUUUUCCAGCAAAUUAUUCAGAUUCUCUCAUGGAGAGAAUUGAACUGGGCAAAGACGUCGACGAUUAUAGUUUACUGUACUCUGAUAUGAAUGUUUCUAUGGAUAUGUCCAAUCAACAAAUUGGCCAAUUGCUUCAACGUGAUUUAUUGUACUCUUACCAGGAUUUUGCACGGGAGGUUAUUGUGGCCUGUAACUAUAGUUCAAAAUUAGCAAGCCUUCCACUUGAUUUCAAAACACCGAUUUAUGGAACGGAACAACCUAAUUUCACGGACUUUGCUGCUCCGGGAAUUAUCCUUACAAUUAUUUUCUUCCUCUCUGUGGCAUUGACGUCCGGUGCUAUGUUGCUUGAAAGAAACGAAGGUCUCUUAGAGAGAAGUUUGGUAUCAGGCAUAACUGGAACUGAAAUCUUGUUCGGUCAAGUCGUUACACAGUUUGUAGUAAUGAUUGGUCAAACCGUAAUGGUCCUGAUAUUUGCAUUUGCUGUAUUCAAAAUAACUUGCGAAGGUGACAUAGGAUGGGUUACAACAUUAACAAUUCUAACAGGAUUGUGUGGCAUGUGUUUUGAAAUUGUUUUGUUCAGGAUUCGUCGUGGCCUGUUCCUGCGAGAACGAAAGGAGUGCUACAUACAUGGCAAUGGGUUCCUUCUUACCAAUUGUUAUGCUCUGUGGAAUUAUUUGGCCAGUUGAAGGAAUGCAUCCUGUUGUACGAUAUAUUAGCUUUGUUUUACCACUGACAAAAAGCACAGAAUCCAUCAGGGCAAUGCUUGCCAGAGGAUGGUCUAUAACGGAACCAGCUGUAUAUAACGGAUUCAUUGCCACGUUUAUUUGGAUCAUUGUGUUCCAGACUAUUGCAAUUUUAUUGCUUAAAUUUAAGAAGGGAUAACGAGAUUUUCAUCUCAGAAUAUAUGGAGUAGAAUUUUAUGAAUCAAAAGGUUGUGGCCAUUUUGGGAGGUUUGAUUGUACGCGAAUAAUUAUUUUUAACUUGAUUUUGUUCUCGUCGAUAAACUUCACAAAUGGCAUUUGCACAGCUUGUCCCUUAGGAUGCUACGUUACGCGGGACAAUUAUGAAACUAUUUUUUAAUCGGUUACUUUUUUCCUGCGCUAAGCGUCGUCUGCAAUUUUAUUGGAUUCUAUUGUUCUUGAAUGUUUUAAAUGUUUGGCGGAUACUGUACGAAAUUUAAUUGACUCUUUGAUUACUUUUUCCCGUGGAUAUUGCGGAUAAUAAUCUACGUUCUAAUGUUGAUUCUUUCAUUUGAUACAUAUCGUAAUUUCAUUCGGAAGAAUGUGGUUAUUUAUUUUUUUUAACUUUUUACAAAAAUGAGGGAAACAUCUCUGGACGAAGAAGAAGAAACUAAAGGCAAUACCGAUGAAAUAAAUAUUUGUACGGUGUUUAUUAUAUGAAAUAAGAAGGUUCAAUGUUAAUAGAGUUGUCAAGGUUUAACUUGAUAGUCUGAAUAUUGAAAAUUGAUCAAACUUUUUACCUAAAUAUAUUUUAUUUUAAAAUUC
Molecule: messenger RNA, 3160 nt
Organism: Cephus cinctus (wheat stem sawfly)
Lineage: Eukaryota; Metazoa; Arthropoda; Insecta; Hymenoptera; Cephidae
Product: ABC transporter G family member 23
Exons: 12
Coding region: 272-2341 (689 amino acids)
Cellular component (GO): membrane
Molecular function (GO): ABC-type transporter activity; ATP binding; ATP hydrolysis activity
Source: RefSeq, a predicted model, not a curated record